AUGUGCACAAAUACCGCCAGGGCGACCAAACCCACAAGAUUGUGGUCUCGUGUUAUGGAUCGCCUAAUUGCCAAUGAUGCCAAUCACCAAGAGGAGCGUGGAUUAUCCACCGGACCAGCCACUGCUUCCAAUUCAUCCCUCAAUCAGAAUGGAUUCGUUAACAACGGCACCACAGCCGACAUGGAUGACGAUCUGUCCGACAGUGGGAUUGGCAAAGCGGAUGAACUCUCCAAAACAGACAUAUCUAAAAUUCCCCGCAUUCCGGGCGAUGGCGCCCAAGCUGAAGAUGUUCCUGGUGACUUCUGCACCGCCGUGAAACUUCAGACAUCCCCAUUUGAACAAGAUGUGAUAAAACCGGCCAAUGGAACUGAACUUGUGGAUCGACGAGGUGAGCAGAGUGCACCUGAACCUGCCUCGGACGAACCGCCACCCUUCGGCAACGAGACAUACGCCGCCUUCAAGCGUGGCACAGUGAUGAAAGCGUCAAAAAUCUCUCAUCAUAGUGAAUAUAGUCGAUCUCCUGCUCAAGCUCAUCCUUGCCGUGGUCUGGAUCACCCGUCGGUCACCAGACAUUCCCGUGACUGCCCAGGCCAUCACUUGGUCCAUAUGCUGUAUCAUCGCCAAUCUAGGAAUCUGCCUGCUCGGCUGCUGGCGAUGCUUCGCCAACAAUUACCUUCACUGGGCAGCUACUUGCACAUGGCUCCUGCUUAA
Messenger RNA from Phlebotomus argentipes, 711 nucleotides. RefSeq lists its product as uncharacterized. The transcript is spliced from 4 exons. Bases 1 to 711 code for a protein of 236 amino acids. Lineage: Eukaryota; Metazoa; Arthropoda; Insecta; Diptera; Psychodidae. The record is from RefSeq and is a predicted model, not a curated record.